Molecule: messenger RNA, 1811 nt
Organism: Amborella trichopoda
Lineage: Eukaryota; Viridiplantae; Streptophyta; Magnoliopsida; Amborellales; Amborellaceae
Gene: CYCD6;1
Product: Cyclin D6;1
Source: RefSeq, a predicted model, not a curated record
GAGAGAGAGAGAAAGAGAGAGAGAGAGAGAGAGGAGGGAUGGAGGGAGGGAGGGAGGAGGAGGGAAAAGAGAAUGUUGUAUAGAUAAGAGCGCUGAAGAAGUGUGAAGAUCAAUCAACACUCUGAGUCUAUUCUACUUCACACCCGACCAAAGCAGAAAAGCAUAAAGAAAGAGAGAGACCGGUCGUAAUUGAUAGAAAAAAAAAAAAACAAAAUUGUUAAAAAGCUCGUCUUGUUCUUCAAUGGCGUUCUUCUCUUACCAGUAGUACUGAAAGCCACCACGAAUAUGGAUCUCGAUCUCGAAUUCCCUGUCCUCUUACCUGAAGAUCAGCCCGAAUGUAUCUCCGAGCUUUUCGCUUCAGAAUCAGAGCAUAUGCCCUUACAAAACUACUUUGAAAGAUAUAAAACCAGAGACCUGCGACUUUCAACUCGUCAAGAGUCCAUCUCUCUCAUCCUCAAGGCUCAGUCUCUGUGCAAUUUGGAUCCUUUUGUACCAUAUCUUGCCAUCAGCUACCUUGAUCGAUUCAUGUCCAGGCAGGAGAUGCCGAAAGGAAAAGCGUGGAUAUCAAAGCUCAUUUCUCUAUCUUGUCUCUCUCUUGCUGCUAAGAUGAAAAAUGUUGCAUUCUGCUUAUCAGAUUUUCAGAGCGAAGAAAGAUUCAUGUUCGAUACCCAGACUAUCAAACGGAUGGAACUCUUAAUACUCAGGAUUCUUGACUGGCGUUUGCGCUCUGUAACCCCCUUCUCUUUCAUUAACUUCUUCCUUUCUUCUAUCAAGCUUGAAGAUCGGCCAUCCAUAGAGGCGCUCAAGAAUCGGACGGUGGAGAUCAUCAUUAAAACUCAACAAGAGAUUAAUCUCUUGGAGUUUAAGCCGUCGAUUAUUGCAGCAGCUGCUUUGCUGUGUGCUUCACAAGAACCCCUGCUUCCCCUCCUAAAGAAAGCAAUCUCAGCUUGCGAAUAUGUAAAUAAAGAGAAGCUGGCUAGGUGCUACCAUCUCAUCAACAACACUCUUAUCACUUCCUAUUCUUCUCCUCUGCCUACUACUACAAGUAGCAGGCUGACGCCUGCAUGCGUACUGGAUCAGCAACACUGCUGCAGCAGCAAUUGCAGUAGCUCAGAGAUCACCACCACCUCUGCGAGCCACAAUAUUGCAGAUAACAUUUCUCUUCAUCAACUGCUGUACCCUCAGCCUGCUCCUCCUCAGAAAAGGCGAAAGCUAAACGACUUAUGCACCCAAAACAUUCAGCUUUCUCAGGCCCAACACUGCUAAUACCAGAAGAGGCCACGACAAAUUCCUGAUUCUCUCCCUCACUAGUAAUUUAUUGUCUUCUUUCUCACCCUACAUCUCUGGUUGUCUUUCUAUCUUUUCCUCCCUUUCUCGCUCUAGGUGGCACCGUAGUGCUGCCCCAAACAUUCGGUCAAAAGGAAAAGGUAACAAAGUGAGGAGAAAAACCAUGUUUUCGUUGAACCGAGAGCAUGAGGCCGCAGCAGUAGCGACAAUGGAGAAGGUCGUAGGAAUAAAAUAAAGGCGAAAAAACAACAGGCCAGAAGGGAAGAGGGUGCUGAUUUGGGUCUCCUUCCUGUCUGAAAAGACUGUAGUACGCCUGGGCCUGGACUUUCUCCCGAACGCGCUGGAAAGUGAAAAACUUGCUGUUUUUUUUAUCUUUUCUUUUUCCUGAGAAGUAUCUAUGCACUUGUUGUGUAUGGUCUAUGUACACCUGAGAUCUUUAGAAAUGACUGGAUGAACUAGAGGUGUACUCUGUGCCAUACACCGCUUAGGUAUAUAUUGUAAAAGUAAUUACUUUUCUUCCUCGA